Cladophialophora immunda is the source of this 1862-nucleotide messenger RNA. RefSeq lists its product as uncharacterized. The transcript has a single exon. Lineage: Eukaryota; Fungi; Ascomycota; Eurotiomycetes; Chaetothyriales; Herpotrichiellaceae. Gene Ontology annotation, molecular function: monooxygenase activity; heme binding; iron ion binding. Bases 5 to 1615 code for a protein of 536 amino acids. The record is from RefSeq and is a predicted model, not a curated record.
CGUCAUGGCCUUGUCCAGCAUCGGUGCUGCGUUGGUGCCAGCCAUCUUCGCGCAUCCAAUCUCGACCAUAUUCCUUCUCCCGCUGACUCUGCUCGUCCUGCGCUCUCUAUACCGCAUCUCUGCUCUCCACCCGCUCUCCCAUGUCCCCGGUCCUCUCCUCCCUCGCAUCUCCUCUCUCUGGCUGACCUACCACGCCUGGAUCGGCGACGAAGCCACAGUCGUCGAGGCGCUCCACCAGAAAUACGGCCCCGUCGUGCGCAAUGGCCCGAACAGCGUCGACAUCUCUGACGGCGCCGCGCUGGCCACGAUCUACACCGAGCGAGGGGGCUUCGUCAAGCCGGCCUUCUACGAGAACUUUGCCCUGCCCGACGCGACGCAGAUGCACAACUCGAUCUUCUCGGAAGUCGACCCUUCGAUCCGCGCCCCGCGCGCAAAGGCCGUCGCCGUGCUGUUCUCGACCGCGAACCUGAGGCAGAGCCAGGAUGUCAUAUACAAGUGCGUGGAUCGGUUCGUGGAGCGCUUGGCCGAGGGCAAGAAGCAGAGCGAGCAGGGCGCCGGCCCGCUGAAUGUCCUGAACCUGACGCGGGGGCUGGCCGUCGACGCCGUGACGUCGUAUCUCUUCGGCACCACCUACGGCGGACUCACCGAGAAGUCACCCCAGCAGCAGCAGCAGCAGCAUGAGAAAACGGCCGUGCAACGCGAGUUGGCCGAGCCCAUGAGCGCGGCCGGCAUGGUCGACUGCUUCGUCGCGGUCGGCCGGUUCUGGUACCUGCCGAACUGGGCGUUCAAGAUCGUCGAGUCGUUGGACGCAUGGUGGAAUGCGGACGAGGAGGUGUCGCAGAGCCUGGCGCGGGUGGACGAGUUUGUCGCCGGCGUGGUCCGCGACGCGGAAAUCGCCAUCGAAGAAGCUUCCUCGCAGUCUGCCGAGAAGACAACGACCACCUCGAGCCAUCACCACCACCCGUUGACGUCCUACCCGGCGCGUCUGCUGCAGGCCGGAUUCACGCCGUCGGAGACGCGGGCGCAGUGCAAGGACCUCAUCUUCGCGGGCACGGACAGCACGGGGAUGAACCUGGCGACGAUCCUGUUCCUGCUCGCGCGCCACGGCGAGUGCUACGCGAAGCUGCGGGCCGAGGUGCUGGCGCGCAGCAAGAGGCCGGGCUUCGACGAGCUGCAGACGCUGCCCUACCUGCGCGGCGUGGUCAAGGAAGGUCUGCGCCUCUCGAUGGCCAACCCGUCGCGGCUGCCCCGCGUCGUGCCCCCGGGCGGCUGGACGUUCAAGGACAGCUUCUUCUUCCCCGCGGGCACCGAGGCCAGCUGCACGCCGUACUCGCUGCACCUGAACCCGCACGUCUUCCCGGACCCGCGCGCCUUCCGCCCCGAGCGCUGGCUCGACCCCUCGGACGAGAUGCUCCGCGACGCCAUCCCCUUCGGCCUGGGCAGUCGCCAGUGCAUCGCCCGCAACCUGGCCACCGUCGAGCUGUACGCCGCCGUCGCCCGCGUCGCCGAGGCCGACGUCCUGCGCGGCGCCAAGACACUGACCCCCAACAUCGAGAUCCUCGAGUGGUUCAAUAGCAAAGUUGUCGGGGAGAGGAUCGACCUCGCCUGGGCAUGAGAGGUUCGGGCCUGUGAGGCUGGGACCACACAACAGGAAAAAGGAAAGGGAAAACAACCGAAAAGGAGUACUGCUUGUCCUUUGGACUGACGUGGUGUAUGCUAUGCAGAACCACGGUACAGUAACUACAGAGCAGACAGAGCCUCAAUCUUGCAAACGAGAAGAGGUUGCAUUUAUACAGACGAAUUGAGCCAUGAGCAAUCGAAGAGCUUCGUAUAGUAAUUAUACACAACUCGAUCAAAAGACG